UGUGGUAGAAUAAUUAUCUUGAAUCUUAACUUGAAAAGUUCUGUUCUUUAAAAAAUCAGCGAUUAGAUGGAUGAUGGCAGGUGGGAAAUUAUAGUUCAUCAGCUUGAUGAUAAGACCGUGAUGCCAAACUUUAUCGAAGGCUUUCUCUACAUCCAUAAAAAUAGCAGCAACUACUUCCUUUUUAUUAAAAUUUUCGCCUAUGAAUUCUCUGAACUUUGAGAACUCGUGAUGGACGUCUGAGUGAAACAUGUAAUCCUUCUCUUCUCUUUUCUGUGUUAUAUAGUUUAGUUUAGUGAUUUGAUUGUAAAUUAAAUUUCUUAUUAUCUUAGAAGCCUCUCUUUUUGAGUGAGUAGUGCCUUUGAUGAAUGUAAUUAAUAAAAACAUUCCCGGAUAUGCCUUUGGAACGUGAAAGAAGAUCGACUAAAAGUGCAGAAAGACUUAGCAGGUGCAAAACAGGACAUGUCUGCUUUGUGUGUCUGUUUGUAAAUAUUAGAGGAUCUACGGAUCCGUUAAAAGAUGGACACAGUAAAUUCUGAAGAACAAAAGGAAGCCAACCAACUUAAAAAUUUGAAGCCUCGAAAGAAGAGAACUUCUGGGUUUGAACAAUGGGGUGGAUACAUGGCUGCCAAGAAAAUGAAAUUAGGUGCACAAUUCCAGGGUCAAAAGCCUUUAGAAUUGGAAGGUAAAGAAGAUGAAGAAACUCAAAUUUUUAAAGGCAUUUCUAUUUUUGUAAAUGGAUAUACAAAACCAUCAGCUGAAGAAUUGAAAAGGCUCAUGCUAAUUCAUGGUGGAACAUAUCACUAUUAUUGUUCUUCAAAAACUACUCACACAGUUGCAUCAAAUUUACCCAACAGCAAAAUAAAGAACCUUAAAAAUCAAAUAGUGGUAACUCCAGAAUGGAUUACAGACAGCAUCAAAGCGGGCAGACUCCUUCCUCAUCAGAAUUAUUUUUUGUACACACCUGAAGUUCUGAACAAUCAGCCAAGAAUCAAUGCUAAUUACUUUAAACCAAAUGCUAAACUUGGAGACUGCAGUAUUGAAAGUUCUGCUACUGAAAGUGGUGAUAUUUUUAAAGAAAAUUCUGCUUUAGAAGUAGAAGCAUCUUGCACUAAUCCGUGUGUUAUUUUGGAACCUAACAAGAACAAUGUAUUAAAUGAAAUAAUUCAGAAUGAUUUCUCAAGCAUUACAAAAAAUUGUAUUGCUACUGAGAACACUGAAAUCUCACCAUCUUUGAAAUCAUUAAACUAUAAUUCAGAUUUUCAGGCAGAUGACACAAAUAUUUCUACCCAGACUAAAACAGAAAGCCCUCUUUCAGCUGAAUUGCAGAAAAAUAACAGAUUGACCAUUAAAGCUGGACAUCCUGAGUUUUUAUCAGAAUUCUAUAGUCAUUCAAGAUUGCAUCACAUAUCUACUGCAGGCCAAGAUCUAAAGCGUUAUGUUCAGUACCUUAUUGAUAAUCAUAAAGGAAAAGAUUAUCCUGGCAGGAUAAAGUUAAAAAUGCUAUGUGGAAUCAAUGAUUCACCUUUAUCGGACAGUCCUGAACUUUUUAAGUCUGAGAACAUUAAUAAAAAUGAAGGCAGUGUUAUUAUGCAUUUAGAUAUGGACUGCUUUUUUGUCUCUGUUGGAUUAAGAAAACAUCCAGAGUUAAAAGGUUGCCCUGUUGCAGUUACUCAUUCUAAAGGAAAAAGAGGAGGUACUCAAGUUGGAAGUGAUAUUCAUUAUGAAACAGCUCAUUAUGCAAAUCAAGCAAAGAAAAAAAUUGGAGGAUUAACAUUUCCUGAAAAAGUUGAGACACAUAGUGAUACCAGUACUGAGAAACAAAAAAUUUCCAUAUCUUCCAAAGAAUAUGGAUCUCUUUCAGAAAUUGCAAGUUGUAGCUAUGAAGCUAGAAAAGCAGGUAUAAGAAAUGGUAUGUUUUUAGGAGAAGCUCUCAGACGUUGUCCAGAACUGAAGACUAUAGCAUAUGAUUUUGAAGGUUAUACUGAAGUUUCAAGACAGUUGUAUGAUAUUGUUUCAAGUUACACACUGGACAUUGAAGCAGUUAGUUGUGAUGAGUUAUAUAUUGAUUGUACCGAACUUUUAAUGGAUACUAAAGUAUCUCCCCUUCAAUUUGCCUCAAUUUUAAGAGCUGAAAUAAAUGAAAAAACUGAUUGUACUGCUUCUGCUGGUUUGGGCAGUAAUAUGUUAAUUGCACGUCUAGCUAACAAAUAUGCAAAACCUAAUGGUCAGCAUUAUGUAUGCAAUGAGGAAAUAGAAGAAUUUAUGAAAAAACAAAAAGUUCAAGAUUUACCAGGUGUUGGUUAUUCUACUUCUAUGAAAUUAGAACAUCUGGGUGUUAAAACUUGUGAUGACUUACAGAAAUGGUCUUUGUCAAAAUUACAACAGGAAUUUGGACCAAAAACUGGGCAGUCACUGUUUAGUCGUUGCAGAGGAAAGGACGAUAGAACUGUUCAACCUCAGAAAGAUCGCAAAUCUGUGUCAGCUGAAAUCAAUUAUGGCAUUAGAUUUGAAACAGAGGAAGAAGUAUAUAAUUUUAUCAAUGAACUAUCUGUUGAAGUUCACAACAGACUUCAAAAUAUAUCUUGCAAAGGCAAAUCACUUACACUCAAAAUUAUGGUUAGAAGAUCAGAUGCUCCUUUAGAAACAGCAAAAUUUAUGGGCCAUGGUGUUUGUGAUAAUGUUUCAAAGUCUGUGAUUUUGAAGACUGCAACAGAUAAUCCAAAAGUAAUAGGAAAUGAAUGCUGUCUGUUGGCACGAUCAUUAAAAAUAAAGCCACAAGAUUACAGAGGAUUGGGAAUUCAAAUGAGUAAACUAGAGACUUCACAAAAGGAAGAAAAAAACAAGAUAGGAAUUCAAAAUUUCCUUUCUUCAAAUUGUACUGCUUUACCUGAUGACAAAAAUGGAGAUUUAAAACAGGAAAUUUUUUCUCCAAAGAAGCUAGAUGUAGUUGAUAAAUCCACCCCACAUGAAGGUACUAUUAAGCAUUUUCUGACAAAUAAACCAUCUCCACAGAAGAAAUUGUCAUAUCAGCCAGUCAGUAUCACACCAGAUCAACUGGACAAAAGUGUUUUAGAUGCCUUGCCAGAUGAAAUCCGAAAAGAAGUACUAGAAGCUUGUGGAAUUUCGAUGCCUGUAGCAUCCUAUACAUUAUCUCAACCUACCAGUGCACAUAAUGUGAAAACCAAAGUAAAUAAACCAAAAAGAAAGAUGAAUCCUCACUCUAGUAGAAAAAAGUUAAAUCCUGGUGCAAGCAGCAGUCAAAACAAAAGUAACAGUACUAUAAAAACGUGUCUUGUGGAGAGUGCAGCUAGAAAAACUCAUCCUCAAAUAACAACAGCAAAAGAGACUAAGAAAGCUAAUCUGGGUGGAGCUGUAGAAAUUAAUGAAGUGAGAACUUUAAUCAAGGAAUGGAUCCAUAGCACUGAAGUACCCUUAGAAGAUGAUGUGAACACCUCAGAAAAUAUAUAUUAGAGCUGAUUGAUGAAAUUUAGAAAAUGGGAUCUUACUUUAAAAUACUUUUAUAGGUUAGCAUCUUCAGCUAAUAAAAUGUGGAAAGAAGCUUAUCUAACAGUCCUUUCAUAUGUGCAACAGAAAAUGCUUCAGAAGUAUGGCUCUAUGCUGAAUGCUAAUAGUGACUUUUCUAGCUGAUAUUUUAUUAUGUAAAUAAUGUAAAGUGUACAAAACCUAUAGUCUGUUUAACUGCAUUUUUACUUUUGUGUACCAUAUAAAUAUAUAAUGAAAAGUAAAGAUUUUAUUAACAUUUAA
This is a messenger RNA of Stegodyphus dumicola, 3765 nucleotides long. RefSeq names its product Rev1 DNA directed polymerase (gene Rev1). Gene Ontology annotation, molecular function: damaged DNA binding; deoxycytidyl transferase activity; DNA-directed DNA polymerase activity. Gene Ontology annotation, biological process: error-prone translesion synthesis; error-free translesion synthesis. Lineage: Eukaryota; Metazoa; Arthropoda; Arachnida; Araneae; Eresidae. The record is from RefSeq and is a predicted model, not a curated record. Gene Ontology annotation, cellular component: nucleus.